AGCCCCACUCCGCUCUCCCCAGCCCUCCUAUCACACGCGAUCGACCGUCGACUCUCCAUCCCUGAGGAAAGCAGGGCACUGUCCACAGGCAUGGGGACGGCAAAUGAUGGGGAGGUGGCCCCCGGGGCUCCCCAGCCCACCUGCAUCAAGGUGCACAUCCACCAGGAGUCGGCUCUGGCCAAGCUCCUGCUGAGCGGGUGCUCCCUGCUGCAGCCCCUCGUGCCCGCGCCCCAUGCCGCCUCCCGGGCCCUGGGCCGCCGCCGGCUGCUGGUGGCCUCCUGGGUGGUGCAGAUGGUGCUGGGGGUGUUGAGUGGGGUCCUGGGAGGAUUCCUCUACAUCUUCUUCUCCACCAACCUGCGUGACUCAGGAGCUCCCAUCUGGACAGGGGCUGUGGCUGUGCUGGCUGGAGCUGUCGCCUUCAUUUACGAGAAACGAGGUGGCACCUACUGGGCCCUGCUGAGGACCCUGCUCGCCCUGGCAGCUUUCUCCACGGCCACUGCGGCCAUCAUCAUUGGGGCUACAAAGCUGUGGGAGUACAACAGCUACUUUUAUUUCAAUGGUAUCUGUGACGUCUCCCCUCCCUGGAGCCCCACCGGGCCCCCCACCCCUUCGAGUCCAGACAUUGGAAGGCUGCAGCUGUGCAUCUCCUACGUGAAAAUGCUGAAGGCCCUGCUCAUAAGCAUCAAUGCCAUGCUGUUAGGGGUCUGGGCUCUACUCCUUCUGGCAUCUCUGGUCCCCCUGUGUCUAUUCUGCUGGAGAAGAUGCCGAUCUAAGGAGAAAAGAGACCUUCCCUUGGAAGAAACUGCUGACAGUAAGUGAAAUCUAGCCCUGCUUCUCCGGAGGAUCCAUGCCUGGAACUCCGCCUGGACUGGGUGUCGCAGCCUCUGCCUCUUUGAAGAAGAACCAGCCAGGGAAGAGAGGCGCUCCUCUGGCCCCAGUUAUCCUUCUGCCAUGGCCAGAGCCACUGCCCUGCCCCACCAGCCAUCAUAGCUGCUCUGGUCCACGUCCUGCUCACCUUCACCAUCCUGCCAGCUUCACGUCCCCUCUUGAGCAAUGACGAUAAUAAACUCUUGUGUUGUUGCUCCCA
This is a messenger RNA of Hippopotamus amphibius kiboko, 1087 nucleotides long. It is a transcript of the gene TMEM176A, whose product is annotated as transmembrane protein 176A. The transcript has 7 exons. Lineage: Eukaryota; Metazoa; Chordata; Mammalia; Artiodactyla; Hippopotamidae. Gene Ontology annotation, cellular component: membrane. The record is from RefSeq and is a predicted model, not a curated record. Bases 91 to 819 code for a protein of 242 amino acids.